Messenger RNA from Harpegnathos saltator (Jerdon's jumping ant), 810 nucleotides. RefSeq lists its product as uncharacterized. Bases 1 to 810 code for a protein of 269 amino acids. The transcript has a single exon. The record is from RefSeq and is a predicted model, not a curated record. Lineage: Eukaryota; Metazoa; Arthropoda; Insecta; Hymenoptera; Formicidae.
AUGCCAGCAGCCGUGCAGCUUUACACUCCAAGCUACCAAUGCAAAUGGCGCGGGAAACUGACGUCGCUGCCGUCGACACAGGCAAUCGGCGACAGCACAACAGCGCCUAGUGAGAAAAGACUCCACGUUUUUGACAGAACCACGAAUAUUAGGUUCCUGGUCGACUCUGGAUCCGUCGUUUCGCUGAUUCCUCGGAAGUGCGUGCACAGGAAGCUCACUCCUACCGAACUACAACUAUUCGCCGCCAAUUCAUCAGCCAUCUGCACAUUUGGCCAGCAGCCGCUCACCCUCGAUCUCGGACUUCGCCGCGCAUUAAAAUGGUCGUUCAUCAUUGCUGAUGUGAACUCAGCGAUCAUCGGAGCUGAUUUUCUCUCACACUACGGUCUAAUCAUCGAUCUCUCUCGACAACGCCUUGUGGAUCCAAAAACCAGCCUUGCCACACAGGGUCAGGUAUGUGAGACAACCAUUUUUAGUGUCUCCGCAACCAGUCAACACAAUCUUCCGAACUCACCACACCGAGAGCCAUAUGCCACACUACUGGACUCGCAUGCAGCAGUCUUCGCACCAAGGCCAACUCCUUCAGCGAUCCGCUUUGACGGGAUCACGCAUCAUAUAGAGACCACAGGACCUCCAGUGUUCGAGCGUCCACGACGACUUCUAGGUGACAAAUUGGCAGCCGCCAAGGCAGACUUCGACCUUCUCUUACAUCUUGGGGUCGUGCAACCUUCACGCAGUCAAUGGGCGAGUCCGAUACACAUGGUGCAGAAAAACAAGGUGGCUGGCGCACAACAGGUGAUUACCGGCGUCUAA